UGCUUCGUCCGGCAACGUCGUGGAAGGUACUGCUGCUGUUGCUGCCCUUCGCUACACUACUUCUGCUGCAAAAGAGCAACACCUUGCUUGUCAUGGCUUCCUCUGUUGCGGUCGCCUCUCCUUCCACCUCGCGCUCUUUUGUCGUCAUCGUAGCCGCCACCGCCGGCUCCCUCGGCAUCGGUAAGAACGGCGCCCUUCCCUGGCGCCUGGCCGCCGACAUGGCCUACUUCAAGCGCUGCACGUCCACCCCCACAACGAGCAGUGGCACCAUCACCGCCACCACCACCACGGACAAGAUCAACGCCGUGAUCAUGGGCCGCAAGACCUGGCAGUCCAUCCCCGAGCGAUUCCGCCCCCUCGCGGGCCGCCGCAACGUCGUGCUCAGCCGCAACCCCGCGGCCAGAGAUACCCUCCGCCUCCCCAAGGACGUGCUCCUAGCCGGCAGCCUCACCGAGGCCCUGGAUCUCCUCUCUCCCGCUGCCGCCUCUGAGGUGGACAAGGUAUUCGUUAUCGGUGGGGGCUCGGUCUACGCGGAGGCCGUGGCGUCGGAGCUUUGCGAGAAGGUGCUGCUGACCUCGGUGACCCCGCCGGCGGACGGGCGCUGCGACGACUGCGACACCCACUUCCCGGCCCUCGACCCGGACACGUUCAAGCUCGUCAAGAAGGGCGAGGUUCAGGAGGAGAAAGGCGUCGAGUUCUCCUUCGACGAGUAUGAGAGUGUCAACCACUCGGAGGCGGCGGCGGCGAUGGCUGCGGCCGAGGGGGACAAGGAGAACGCAGCCGCAGCAAGCGUCGUAGGAUCCAAGCGCAAGUCUUCUCCCGGCGGAGACCAGAUUGCCGCAACCGGCGUUGAGACGCCCGUGGCGGCGGCGGAAGGCGACGGCGGAGGUACCGCAGACGCAGCGGCAGCAGCAGGCUCGGCCUCGACAGCACCAGCGCCCCAGGAGGAGGCGGAGGGCGGUCCGGGGAACGAGGAAGAGAUGCAGUACCUCAACCUGGUGGAGGACAUCCUGGACAAUGGCUUCCGCAGGGGGGACCGCACGGGGACGGGGACGCUGUCCAAGUUCGGCGUGCAGAUGCGCUUCAGCCUCAGGGAAGAGCGCUUCCCGCUGCUGACCACCAAGCGCGUGUUCUGGCGCGGCGUGGCGGAGGAGCUGCUGUGGUUCGUCGCCGGGUGUACAAACGCGAACGUGCUCAAAGAACGGGGGAUCCACAUCUGGGACGGUAACGGGUCGAGGGAGUUCCUUGACGGGCUGGGACUCACCGAGCGCGAAGAAGGAGACCUUGGGCCGGUGUACGGUUUCCAAUGGAGGCAUUUUGGCGCGGAGUACACGGACAUGCACGCUGACUACACGGGGAAGGGAGUGGACCAGCUCGCGGAGUGCAUAACGAAGAUCAAGACUAACCCCGAGGACCGAAGAAUCGUUCUCUCGGCGUGGAACCCCUCGGACCUCGGCAAGAUGGCCCUGCCGCCGUGCCACAUGUUCUGCCAGUUCUACGUGGCCGAGGGGGAGCUGUCCUGCCAGAUGUACCAGCGCAGCGCGGACAUGGGCCUCGGCGUUCCAUUCAACAUUGCCUCCUACGCGCUGCUCACGAGGCUCGUUGCUCAGGCGUGCGGGCUUAAGGCCGGAGACUUCGUCCACACCAUCGGCGACGCCCACGUCUACGUCAACCACGUGGGCGCUCUCAGGGAGCAGCUCAAGCGCAAGCCCCGCCCCUUCCCGACCCUGUCCAUCAAUACCGACGAGACCGACAUCGACUCCUUCGAGUACAAGCACUUGGAGGUGAAGGGGUACUCGCCCUACAAGACCAUCAAGAUGAAAAUGGCCGUGUGAGCUAGACAGCCAAGGAUAGAGAGUGAGACGCGACGGUAACGGGGCAACGUGAAGAGAAUUGCGCCCUAGUACAGCGGGGCACCCUUUGCGGCGGAGGCUUGCAAGUUGCUGCACUGCUAGCUCCAGGGGGAGGCGGGGCGUCGUUAUUCGGUGGCAGGGCUGUCGAGUGUAAAUACGUGGGGAGGGACAGGAAGCAUCACUGCUAUACCGUUAUUUUUUUGUAUGCUCAUGUGUGUAUUUUUUCCUUUUUUUUUUAGCUCGGGCGCAGAGGUUGAUGUGCCUCGUUCCCGCUACAAACGACAAGAGCAAAAAGCUCUCUUGUGCUCGUUUUUUGCGUGAGUGUUCGUCGCUCGUCGCCUUAGGCUGAGCGCAAUCCUGUCUACUUAGAAUGCUUGGCCUUCAUGAAAAACAUUUUCAACUACUGAUGAGUCUACCAUCUACACGUCCAACGUAUGUGGGGUAAGUGACGCGGGUUCGCACGUUAUUCCAAGCGUGCGCAUUCGCAGAAUUGCGGAAGAGGGGUGUACUCAUACUCA
Molecule: messenger RNA, 2371 nt
Organism: Ectocarpus sp. CCAP 1310/34
Lineage: Eukaryota; Phaeophyceae; Ectocarpales; Ectocarpaceae
Source: the annotation of a GenBank genome assembly